GAAACAAUAGUGAAGUUAACUUGCCUCGCCUCCAUCAUGCCAUCAUUUCCUAUCCUUAUUCACACACUCACUUCAACACUAACACUAUGGCCACACGAUGGAGAGUGACUAAAGCCACCGCUACUAUCUUCAGUGUUUUUCUCAUCUUUUGCUCCUCCUUUUCAUCGUUGGAAGCAACACCAGUUGGUUAUGGCUACACAAUCUCAACUGUUUACAAUUUUCCCAUAACCAACUCUUUAACUGCAAACCUUGAUCUCAUCAAACCCUCCUCUGUUUUCGGACCCGACAUUCCACACCUCUCCCUCACUGCCAGUUUUGAGAACAAGGAUAGGUUGAGAGUGAGAAUCACCGACUCCAAUCACCAAAGAUGGGAAAUUCCACAAGAAGUCAUUCCCAGAGGCUCCUCUUUCCAGUAUUACCCUCUUCGCUCCCUCAAUAGUAAACAAGGUUCCCCUCAGAAAAAACACUCUUUCAGUCUCACACAUCCAAAUUCAGACCUUGUUUUCACUCUCCACAACACUACCCCAUUUGGCUUCACAGUCUCGCGCAAAUCCUCCAACGAUGUCCUCUUCAACACGGCACCUAACCCUUCCAACCCCGAAACUUUUCUUAUUUUUAAGGAUCAAUACCUGCAGCUCUCUUCCUCUCUUCCAUCACAAAGAGCCUCUCUAUUCGGCCUCGGGGAACACACCAAGAGCUCCUUCAAGCUGCGACCGAACCAGACCCUUACACUGUGGACUGCAGACAUUGCAAGUGCCAACUUGGACUUGAACCUUUAUGGCUCUCACCCUUUUUACUUGGACGUGAGAUCAUCCUCUUUUGAUGGAAAAGUGAAGGCUGGCACCACACACGGGGUGUUGUUAUUCAACAGCAAUGGAAUGGACAUUAUGUAUGGCGGUGAUCAAAUUACAUAUAAGGUCAUUGGUGGGGUUUUUGAUUUCUACUUUUUCGUUGGAUCAACUCCUGAACUGGUGUUGGAGCAAUACACUGAAUUCAUUGGCAGGCCUGCUCCCAUGCCUUAUUGGUCCUUUGGUUUUCAUCAGUGUCGAUAUGGCUACAAGAAUGUAAGUGAUCUCCAGGAUGUGGUUGCCAACUAUGCAAAAGCAAGUAUACCCCUUGAAGUUAUGUGGACAGAUAUCGAUUACAUGGAUGCAUAUAAAGAUUUCACAUUUGAUCCAAUCAACUUUCCGCUGGAUAAGAUGAGAAGUUUUGUUGAUACUCUUCACAAGAAUGGUCAGAAAUAUGUGCUUAUCGUGGAUCCAGGUAUCAGUGUAAAUGAGACAUAUGCAACCUAUAUUAGAGGUUUGCAGGCUGAUGUCUACAUAAAGAGGAAUGGAAGCAACUAUCUUGGUAAAGUUUGGCCUGGACCAGUUUAUUAUCCUGAUUUUCUAAACCCUCGCAGCCAAGCAUUUUGGGGCCGGGAAAUCAAAUUAUUUAGGGACCUGCUCCCUAUUGAUGGUCUUUGGAUUGACAUGAAUGAGUUAUCUAAUUUCAUUACUUCUCCUCCCAUUCCAUUUUCUAAUCUUGAUAAUCCUCCCUAUAAAAUUAACAAUGUUGGAGAUCAACAUUCCAUUAAUGACAGAACAGUUCCAGCAACAUCUUUACACUUUGGUAAUAUCACUGAGUAUAAUGUCCACAAUUUAUAUGGACUACUAGAAUCCAAAGUAACUAACAAAGCCUUAAAGGAUAUAACUGGCAAAAGGCCAUUCAUCCUAAGUAGAUCAACUUUUGUGAGUUCUGGUAAGUAUGCUGCCCACUGGACAGGAGACAAUGCUGCUACAUGGAAUGAUUUGGCAUACUCAAUCCCUGCGAUAUUAAAUUCUGGAAUCUUUGGAAUUCCAAUGGUUGGAGCAGAUAUAUGUGGUUUCGGAGGAAAUACAACUGAAGAACUUUGCCGGCGCUGGAUCCAGUUGGGGGCUUUUUACCCCUUCGCAAGAGAUCAUUCAGACAAGAACUCCAAUAGGCAAGAGCUUUAUCUUUGGGACUCCGUUGCAGAUUCAGCUAAGAAAGUGCUUGGCCUCCGUUAUCGUCUUCUCCCUUAUUUGUACACACUGAUGUAUGAAGCACACACAAAAGGGACACCAAUUGCACGACCCCUUUUCUUUUCUUUCCCUGAGGAUGUCACAACUUACGAAAUAAGCUCACAAUUUCUAUUAGGUAAAGGGGUUCUGGUGUCACCUGUGCUACAAUCUGGGGCAACCUCUGUUGUUGCAUACUUUCCUAAAGGAAGCUGGUUUGACCUCUUUAAUGUCUCAAAUUCAGUGAAUGCAGAAUCAGGCAAGUAUGUUACUCUUGAUGCUCCAUCUGAUCACAUAAAUGUGCAUGUUGGGGAAGGUAAUAUUUUAGCUUUGCAAGGUGAAGCAAUAACAACUGUUGCUGCCCGGAAAACUGCAUUUCAACUUGUGGUAGUUAUCAGUAACAGCGGAAGUAGUUUUGGACAAGUGUAUUUGGAUGAUGGGGAGGCACUUGACAUAGCAGGGGUGAAUGAUCAGUGGACAUUGGCAAGCUUUUAUGGCGCAUUACACAACAACAGUGUUUUAGUAACAUCUAAGGUCACUAAUGCAAGAUUUGCUCUGGACCAAAGGUGGAUCAUAGACAAUGUAAGUUUCUUGGGGAUACCUAAGAAUAAGAGAUUUAAUGGAAUGGAUUUGGCAGGAAAUGAGUUGAAAAUUGUGAAUGGCAUGGAUUCAAUGAGGACGGCAGUUGUGAAGUCAGAAUUUGAUAGCUCUUCUCAAUUUGUUAAUGUACAAGUUUCAAAAUUGUCACUUCCUAUUGGAGAGGAAUUCAAGCUGGAGAUAGAAAUCAAGUAGAAGGGUACUUUAAGAUAGCAAAUUCCCACAAAGAAUUUGUGCUCUCUUUAUAGUUGCAUCGUUUUGGCUCUUCGUUUUAUCACUGCUAAGGUUACUAUAUAAGGAUGUCAUUUUCCCAAACCACGACACAAACAUUCAUAAAAUGUCAUAUUUUGUGUCAGGAAUAAAUUUUACAGAAUAUUGUCAACAUGGCUAUGAAGUUCAAGCCUAAACGUAUGUCUGCCUAUCAAUAACGGGGUGAGUAUUACCUAGUACUGGUGGUCGCUCUUAAUUUAUGCAAUCAAUGUAGCAAUUACCUUUAGUUGAGGUUCCAUGAGUCCUACUCUUAUAACUCUUCACACUCUAUUUAGUUGGAUUCAUGCUAGCAGUGCAGUAUCCACAAACAUCUUUUGCGUAGACUGAUAAUAGAAACUACUGUUUCAUUUGUAGUUCAACUUAUAUGAGAUUUAUUAACUUACCGAGGAAA
This is a messenger RNA of Glycine soja, 3276 nucleotides long. RefSeq names its product alpha-glucosidase-like. Gene Ontology annotation, molecular function: hydrolase activity, hydrolyzing O-glycosyl compounds; carbohydrate binding. Gene Ontology annotation, biological process: carbohydrate metabolic process. The coding region runs from base 87 to 2810 and encodes 907 amino acids. The record is from RefSeq and is a predicted model, not a curated record. The transcript has 5 exons. Lineage: Eukaryota; Viridiplantae; Streptophyta; Magnoliopsida; Fabales; Fabaceae.